CCAGCUGACCGUGCUACAGAUCGAAACGCGCCACCUGCAGCUGCUUGCGCCGCAUCAGUGCCUGUUGCACAACUGCAGACCCUCAAAUUGUGCCAGGCCGAGCCAUUCUUCUCAUGGAAAUCUUUUUCAAGUAGCAACAACGGCAGCAAGAAAAACAGCAGCAGCACAUCAGUAACAGUAGCAGUGGCAAUAUCGGGCAAGGCGAUAAAGGAGGCAUACUCGAGUUUACAUCACUUACCACGCUGAGCAUCGACUUUGCCAAGACAACGUGGCCAACGAUAUGCACCGACACGACGCAAUGAGAAGCGGAAAAAACCUGCGGGUCACCAUGGGCACGGACACACGGCGAAUUUUAUUUCCCAAGCUCUGCACGCUGUCCGUCCGCCGCGUGCCCUACACAUACACCGACGCCUGGUCAAUGUUCCUCGACUCACCGCUGAAAAGCAUGUAUGUGGCUGGAAAGCAUGCCCACGUACGGUAUAUAGAUCUGCGUCUCUUGGCCAAUCUCAACACGCUGGAUAUUCACCUGUACUUGACCGAACGCGCCCAAGGCAGAUUCACUGCCUUUGUCAAAACAAUGCUCACUGCGGAAUCAAUGGUUCAAAGCGCAUGGCUGCGGCACUCGGGGACAUUCCCGGUUUCAGUGCCGGAUGUAUUGGGCUGGCAGAACGUCCGCGAGCUCAAUGUCACCGCGUACGUGCCGCCAAUAACAUUGCUGACGCUUGUUUCGCAGAUGCCGCGGCUCAGCCGGCUCAUCGUCCAGCGCAUCGCCUGUGAUGCCAGCGAGACUGUGCUCGAGGAAACUACGUUUGUGGAACUUGGGUACUUGAAACCCAAAUACAUUGGCAGCAGUAGGUGUGUGAGUUGCAGCUGCAUAUGGUUGGGGAUGGGCUGCACAGCUCGACGCUGCAGAGUAUUUGUUAUAUGCUUUUGAGCAUGCCGCGCGUGCAUAGGCUGGCGGUUAAGCAUGGAUAUUGGCCCUGGAUUCGCAAGUUUGGCCAGAUGCAUUUGGAGUCGAACCCUGGGAUUGCUGAGAUAGAGCUGGUUCACCAUAUAUCAAUGCAGGCCAAAUCCGCCAUGAAUUUCUGAGUAUCUUUUUUAUCAGUUAUCCACCUCAGCAUAAUUUAUUGUCGUUAAUUUGGGUCGAAAAUCACGAUAAAACAAAUGAGGGGAGAGGUCAUUGAUGACAACAAGAGCAUGUUUUUGGA
Messenger RNA from Kickxella alabastrina, 1208 nucleotides. RefSeq lists its product as uncharacterized. NCBI's taxonomy places the organism in Eukaryota, Fungi, Kickxellomycota, Kickxellomycetes, Kickxellales, Kickxellaceae. Bases 281 to 934 code for a protein of 217 amino acids. The record is from RefSeq and is a predicted model, not a curated record. The transcript has a single exon.